ACGAUAUUAGCGAUCAUUAAAUGUUAUGUGUCAUGAGGUUACGUAGCUCAGAUCGUUAUGUAGCUAAUGGACUUCCUGUAAAGUUUUGUAACAUCGGGAGAGACCUUAUGCAAUUUUAUACGGUUAACAUAAAGAAGGAACUGUUGUGUAUGUGCUACGGCUUGGAGUUUUGCUGUUCAUUCGGGGAGAGAAAAAGGCAGGAUCACAGAGGAGGGUUCCUAUAGACGACGAGAUGACUCAGGUGCGCAGAUCGGUAACUGAGGCGCUAUGGGGAUUGUGUGCGGCGGACGCGAUGUCCAUGCCUGUUCACUGGUACUACAACGUCCGAGAUAUCAUGAAUGAUUUCGAUGGCUGGAUAACUGGCUUCAACGCUCCAAGAAACAGGCACCCGUCCAGUAUUCUCACCCUUUCCAACGCAGCGGGCAGUGGGCGCACUGCCUGGUCCUCUGGCAACAGACCUCCAGUUGUGGGAAAUGUUAUCUUACAUGACAAGCUCCAGUUCUGGAAGCUUCCAGGAGGUUCAGUUCACUAUCAUCAAGGCCUCCAGGCUGGAGAGAACACACUGAAUGCCCUCUGUGCCCUGAGGGUGGCCCAAGUACUGGCGACGGGCAAGUUUGGCAGUAUGGCUGAUCCUGCAGCGCGGGCAGCAGUACUCUCUGACUACGUCCAGUUUAUGACUACUCCUGGUACACAUGACGACACCUACGCAGAAUCUUUCCAUAGGUCCUUCUUCUCUGAUUGGCAGGAUCAAAGACCCACCUCUCCCAGCAAGGUUUUGGAGUUUGCGGAAAAGCGCAACAAGCAGAAGAUGAAUUUAUCGGUCCCUGACAGCCAGCUGGACGCCAUUGGCUGUUUCCCUAUGGCCAUCCCUUUCAUACUGCUCUCCGCCACAGCCAGUGAGAAAGAGGCGGUGUCGGCGGCCGUGGAGUUUGUUCGGCUCACCCACCCCCACCCAAAGCUGGAUAAAUUUGUUACAUUGUAUGCACGGGUGCUUCACGCUACCCUCAACGGGGCGUGUCUGAAACAGCAGGCCGAACAGGCACUCAAGUCCCCUACCCUAGACGUUUGGGACACCUGCCAGCACUUCAUGCAUCGAGCAGCCAGGUUUCCCAGUUCCUCAGAGGAGAGACUGAAAGUUCACCAGUCUGCUGUGGAGGUGCUUGGUCUGGCCUGUUAUACUAAAGGUGCUCUUAGCAGCCUGUUCUACUUGGCCCACGAGUUUCACAAUGACUUAAAGGGGGGAAUCUUGGCUAAUACCAACUGUGGGGGAGAAAACUGCAAUCGGGGUGCAGCCCUCGGAGCCUUGCUGGGGGCACGAGCGGGGCACUUGGGUCAUUCCGUACCGCAGGAAUGGAAAGAUGGACUGCGAAACGCACAGGAGCAGAUCUCCGACCUGCUGGAGGAUCUACCGUAAUCCCGAACCGUCCGGAAAGCAAAAUGAAAUGAACAAGCCGACGAGCUUGUCUCACGUUGUCUCUCCCCCUCGGCAAAUCUCCUUUGACCUCUGUCUGUCUUUUCCCACCUCCUUUCAAUGUCUCUUUUCCCUCACCGCACAGAAUUCAGAUGUUUGUUCACACACACAGAUUCCGAUCUAGUUUACUCUCUAAUAUACUUUAAUGUUCUUUCACAUUCACACGCCCAGAUAAACUAGAUGUACAGGAAAUGGUCCCCACAAGGAUGUGUGGUUGCCAGCAACAGGCUUCACUUUCAUAUAAAAAACCCCCACACCAUACCCCGUUUUACAGACACUUCAACUUCAUGCAUACUGUCUAUAGAUCCACAAGUACACACAAACUCUAUCGCUCAUAUAUGGUAAAAAGAUUGUAAUGACACUGCAGUUGUGACGUAAUUGCGGCUUUUCGCUGCGUUUUGACGGCUUUUGGAUGUCUUGCUGAAGUCACUGUGCUCACACUGUCACUCAUCUAUGCAUGCAAGAGGCAGCAGAGCCCCUGAUUCAGGCGCCACCCAGUAAUGAUAUUACUAAUAAUUUCAAAACAGACAUGUGUAAAAUAACACAGGCAAUACUGAAAUUUCCCAU
Messenger RNA from Chanos chanos (milkfish), 2038 nucleotides. RefSeq lists its product as uncharacterized. The record is from RefSeq and is a predicted model, not a curated record. The coding region runs from base 233 to 1414 and encodes 393 amino acids. NCBI's taxonomy places the organism in Eukaryota, Metazoa, Chordata, Actinopteri, Gonorynchiformes, Chanidae. The transcript is spliced from 9 exons.